Fraxinus pennsylvanica is the source of this 1611-nucleotide messenger RNA. The record is from the annotation of a GenBank genome assembly. NCBI's taxonomy places the organism in Eukaryota, Viridiplantae, Streptophyta, Magnoliopsida, Lamiales, Oleaceae.
AUGCCUGGGAGUGAACUUUGGACUGAUGGACUUAUUUGUGCAUUUGAAUUUGUGCAUGUGCAUAAGAACUCUGUUGUACCAAAAUCUUUUUCGAAACAUCGGUCAUCUCAUCAUGUAGAUAAUUUAAAUGCAAAGAAGCCCAUGAACUCUAGUGGUAGGAUUCGACCUACUUCUCAAAAAGUAGAAGGCAACAAUUUGCUGGAAUCAUCACCACUUAUUGAACUAGGUCAGGCUGGCUGUUUGGACAUGGAUGGCCAGAACUCUCAAUCAGACUGCUUCCAACCCAUUGAAAGAUUUGAAGGGAGUCAUUGGGUUCCUAUUGGGUGGGCUAGAAUUUCUGAACUUGUGCAGACAGUGCGAGUUGAUGCAGGAUGGAGCGCUCAGCAGUUCGAUUUCAUAGGUGAUGAGGAUGAGGUAACUGUUGCUGAGUUAGCUGCCCCAUACUGGGAACGGCCAGCUGGGCCUAUAUGGUGGUGCCAUCUUUCAGCAGGUCACCCUUCUGUGGAUGCAUGGCUCAACAAUGCCUCGUGGUUACAUCCUGCGAUUAGUGUUGCUUUGAGAGAUGAAAGUAGAUUGAUAAGCGAUAGGAUGAAACACCUUUUAUACGAGGUUCCAGUAAGGGUGGCUGGAGGUUUGCUUUUCGAGCUUCUGGGGCAGUCUGUCGGCGAUCCUUAUGUCGAAGAAGAUGACGUGCCCGUUGUCCUUCGUUCAUGGCAAGCACAGAACUUCCUUGUAACUGUUCUGCACGUGAAAGGAUCUACUUCAAGAAUUAAUGUUUUGGGCAUUACAGAAGUCCAGGAACUUCUUCUUGCUGGUUGUUAUAAUACACCAAGGACAGUACAUGAGAUUACAGCACAUUUAGCUAGCCGCCUUGCCCGAUGGGAUGAUAGGAUAUUUCGGAAAUCCAUCUUUGGGGCGGCUGAUGAAGUGGAAUUGAAGUUUGUGAACAGGAGAAACAAUGAAGAUUUAAAUCUUUACGGUAGAAUUCUCAACCAAGAAAUAAGAAGGUUAUCAAGACAGGUUAUUAGAGUAAAAUGGUCGCUCCACGCUAGAGAGGAGAUUGUUUUUGAACUCCUUCAGCAUUUGAGAGGGAAUUCAACAAAAACUCUGCUGGAAGGAAUACGAAAGAGUACUAGGGAAAUGAUUGAAGAGCAAGAAGCAGUUCGUGGUCGCUUAUUUACCAUCCAAGACGUCAUGCAGAGUACUAUUCGUGCAUGGUUGCAGGAUAGGAGCCUUACCGUCACUCAUAAUCUAGCCGUAUUUGGAGGAUGUGGCCUUGUUCUUUCCAUAAUCACUGGGCUUUUUGGGAUCAAUGUGGAUGGGAUCCCUGGAGCUGAAAACACACCAUAUGCCUUCGCUCUAUUUGCAGGACUUCUAUUCUUCUUAGGUAUGGUGCUAAUUGUGGUCGGGUUGAUCUACCUUGGAUUGAAAAAACCCAUCAAAGAAGAGCAGGUGGAAGUGAGGAUGUUAGAGCUCGACAAGUUAGUCAAGAUGUUCCAACACGAGGCCGAGACUCAUGCUCAGGUUCGUAAACAAGUCUCGCGCCAUAACUUGCCACCAACAGCUGGAGAUGUGUUCUCAGAAGAUCCUGAUUAUGUUCUAAUUCAGUGA